CUCUUCCUUCCUUCCUUCCAUCCAAUCGCUGUAUCCAAUUUCACAAACAAAGCUUACAAUCUUUUGACCAAAAUGGGCAGCAGAGCUAACGGCGGCGCCACCACCACCGGCAAUGGCAGCGCCACCAUGGACAAAGGCGCCUUUCUCUACCACCAGAAAGAAAUGCUCUCUGACCGUGUUCGUAUAGACGCUUAUUACAACUCUGUUUUCAACAACAAGCACCACUUCAUCGGAAAAAGCAUGGCUUCAGCUGCCGAUGGUGGCGGUGCCGGAGACGGUGGCGAUGGUACUGUGAAUAUUAUUCCUCUGCUGCGUACGUUAGCCAAAGGGGCAGCUGUAACCCUAGGUGGGGUUCUAUCCAUCACAGUUAUUUCCUCAACUACAGUUGCAUUGUUCACACUGCACAAAAAGGAUCAAAUUGUGUCACCACCACCAUCAUCAUUAUUAUCAUCAUCUUCAUCGUCUAUGAAUAAAAAGAAUACAAGAUCAUGUGAUGUAUGCAAAGCAAAAGGGUUUUACAUGUGCAAAUUAUGCAAAGGGAAUGCUACAAUAGAGUGGUCUCCAUUGUAUGAUCCUGUGUUCAUUAAUCCAUGCCUUUGCCCUACUUGUGAUGGACAUAGGAUUCAACGAUGUCUUAACUGUUUGGGAAGUGGAUUCAUUCAAUAAACUAAAGCAUAGGAGUAAAUGGGUUGGAGUCUAGAGAAUGGUUGGUUUAAUGCCUGAUCUGUGGAAACCCUUGUGUUUUUUUGUUGAACUAAACCAGCUCGCACGGGCCUUCAACAAUUCUCUUGUUCGGUUUUGAUCGGGUUGCAAACAGGUUGAGUUUGAGUUCACUUGGUGGGUUAUGGUUUUGGGCUCGGAUUGUAUAUAUAAACUUAUAAUUUCUAUGAAAAAGGUUAUUAUAGAUAGAAAAGAGUAAGGUUUAGCAAUGAAAAUCAUUUAAUGAAUAAUACUUUUUUUUUUUUUUGAA
Helianthus annuus (common sunflower) is the source of this 970-nucleotide messenger RNA. RefSeq lists its product as uncharacterized. NCBI's taxonomy places the organism in Eukaryota, Viridiplantae, Streptophyta, Magnoliopsida, Asterales, Asteraceae. The transcript has 5 exons. The coding region runs from base 73 to 666 and encodes 197 amino acids. The record is from RefSeq and is a predicted model, not a curated record.